Messenger RNA from Angiostrongylus costaricensis, 288 nucleotides. The record is from the annotation of a GenBank genome assembly. Lineage: Eukaryota; Metazoa; Nematoda; Chromadorea; Rhabditida; Metastrongylidae.
AUGACAAGACAUGGAUGCCAGACAGAGGGUGAGACGAGGACAAGUGAUGCAGGUAAGUCAGAUGAAGGCUUUUGGGUGCAAGCGCAGGAUGAAAUAGUGGUGGUAACAGCUUGCGAUGCGGAACGGACGGCGAACGAUUUGAUCUACGCGCUCGAGGAAAGCGCAUUAGCCACAGCGACGGUCAGCGGAAAACCAGUUGGUGGGGCUGUGAGCGGUUGCGAUGCGCAACCGUGGCGCGACGAUGACACUAGCUAUACCAGUUUAGGGACUGCUAAUCUUAGUAGUUAG